UCUAUGGUGGCCGGUGUUUACGUGGGGGUGGUGAUUAAUUUAAUAAUUAAAAAUGUUUGAAGAAACAUACUUAAAAUUGUAUUUAAUGUAAUAGAACCGUAAUAAGAAUUGUUAAACUUUAAUUCUCUCUUUACUUAUAAUUCAAUUGCCAGAUAUAUAUUAAACGGACAAAAUGUUUUGGAUAUUAUUCACGUUACUCUUUGUUCUUCCUGUGAUGAUAAUGACAUUCCUACUAAUUUCGAUAUUCGUAGUUAUUCCUUUCGCAUUUAUUUUCGCAUCCUGGUAUAUGAGAGUUAAAGAGCGAAAGAAGCAGAGGCGAGAGAAGGAUGGAUUAAAUGUGGCAUUCUUCCAUCCUUACUGCAAUGCAGGUGGAGGUGGGGAGAGGGUACUCUGGGUAGCUAUCAAAGCUGUAUUAACUCGGUAUCCAAGUGCAACUAUCUACAUUUACACUGUAGAGACAGCAGAAUCAAAGAAAAUAUUGGACAAAGCACAAAACCAAUUCAAUGUGAAAGUGGAGCCAGAGAAAUUGAACUUUGUGCGACUUAGUGCACAGAAGUUGAUUGAAGCAAAUACAUAUUCUUACUUCACAUUAUUGAUGCAAAGUUUAGGCUCUAUGGUGUUGGGAAUGGAAGCGCUAUUAAAGUUGAAUCCAGAUAUCUUCAUAGACACAACUGGUUUUGCAUUCACAUACCCCAUAUUCCGAUACCUAGCGCAAUGUCCAGUGAUCUGCUAUGUCCACUACCCCACAAUCACAGCAGCUAUGAUGCGGAGAGUCAAACACCGUAUUGUAUCAUACAAUAAUUCAAGUCUAAUCGCAAGGAAUCCAUUAUUCACUUGGCUGAAGUUAAUUUAUUACAAGAUUUUCGGUUGGCUUUAUGGUGUAGUAGGGCGUUGUGCGGACGUAGUGAUGGUGAAUGGGACCUGGACUGAGGAACAUAUCAACGAUGUGUGGGGAGUCCCCCACGCUACUCAUAAAGUUUACCCUCCCUGUGAAGUAUCUGAGCUUAAGAAGUUGCGAUCGCUAGUGAAGGAGUCAGAUCCAAUCAGGAUCUUAUCGGUGGCUCAGUUCAGACCGGAGAAGGAUCACCCGCUGAUGCUGCAGGCUAUGUACGAGCUGAGGAACUUGCUUGUCAAGAAUGAACUGCUGUGGAACAAGAUGAAGCUGGUGCUGGUGGGGUCGUGCCGCAACGCGCAGGACGAGGAGCUGGUGCAGCACCUGCGCGACCUGGCGCGCCACCUGGCGCUGGAGGAGAGCGUGCAGCUGGAGGUGAACGUGCCGUACGCGCGCCUGCUGCAGCUCUACCAGACCUCCACGGUCGCGCUGCACGCCAUGUGGAAUGAGCACUUCGGCAUCAGCGUGGUGGAGAGCAUGGCGGCGGGGCUGGUGGCGGUGGCGCACCGCUCCGGCGGCCCGCUGCUGGACAUCGUGCUGGGCCGCACUGGCUUCCUGGCCUCCGAGCCGCUGGAGUACGCGCGCGCCAUACUCGAGGUGGUCGCCAUGUCCACUGACGAUCGGAAACAGAUAGUUCAAGCUGCCAGAGAUUCAGUGGAUCGCUUUUCGAGUGCAGAGUUUGAGAAGUCCUUCAUCCGCGUCACGGAGCCGCUCUUUGUGAUGACUUGAACAAUCGCUUGUUUAUUGUAAUUCCAUUAGAUGUAAGUGUAAUUAUAAAAUAAAAUUUACCAAAGUU
Papilio polytes (common Mormon) is the source of this 1688-nucleotide messenger RNA. It is a transcript of the gene Alg11, whose product is annotated as GDP-Man:Man(3)GlcNAc(2)-PP-Dol alpha-1,2-mannosyltransferase. Gene Ontology annotation, molecular function: GDP-Man:Man(3)GlcNAc(2)-PP-Dol alpha-1,2-mannosyltransferase activity. The coding region runs from base 173 to 1621 and encodes 482 amino acids. Gene Ontology annotation, cellular component: endoplasmic reticulum membrane. Gene Ontology annotation, biological process: protein N-linked glycosylation. The record is from RefSeq and is a predicted model, not a curated record. The transcript has 9 exons. Lineage: Eukaryota; Metazoa; Arthropoda; Insecta; Lepidoptera; Papilionidae.